This is a messenger RNA of Zeugodacus cucurbitae (melon fly), 6112 nucleotides long. RefSeq names its product calponin homology domain-containing protein DDB_G0272472 (gene ssp3). The transcript has 12 exons. Bases 588 to 5882 code for a protein of 1764 amino acids. The record is from RefSeq and is a predicted model, not a curated record. NCBI's taxonomy places the organism in Eukaryota, Metazoa, Arthropoda, Insecta, Diptera, Tephritidae.
UCAGCAAACGCAGCUGUCAAACGCCAAAAUAUACAAUAAGAAAAGGAAUGAAAACAUCGUGAACAACGGCAUAUAAGUGGAAUCUGAGAAUUGUGUGCAAAUUUUUGAAUGGUGUUUGUUUUUCCGAAUUGGUUACUAAUUAAACGGAAAUUGUGCUAAUUUUCCAAACAUUUUAAAAUAUAAUAAUGUAGCGCUUGCAGAAAUGCUGUAUAAUUAGUGAUAGUAUGUAAAAUAAUUGCGCAAUAAGCGCUGAAAUUUUAAGCUUGAAAUAAGCAAGAAAGAAAAAAAAAACGGUAAAGAACAGCAACUACACAAACUAAGAACCGUAAGGAAUCUCGCCAUCGUAGGGUGUGUACGCUCCCUAAACGUGUUUAAUUUGCUACCAAUUGUGUUUUCUAAGAAAAUUAUAAUUACUAUUAGUGUUCCAACAUAAAAAUUAGUUGAUUCUUAGCAACAAUUUUAUUAGAACGGAGUGAAUAUUACACAGGUGUGUUGUGUGGGCGGUACAACGGCAGCGUUUGAGGCAAGUGAAAUCACAGCUGCACACACAAACACCGCAGUUAAACAAAGAAUAUUUGCUGUGAGUUAUGGAAGUAAAGGAGGUGCUGAAUCGUGAGGGGCGUGAUGCCAAGAACUUGCUGGUCUAUCAAUUUUGCGAGGAGCAACCACCGGCGGAUGGCUGUCAGGGAUUCACUGGUAAAAUUUCGCCUUCGCUAAAUGUACGCAAGCCACCCGUUGCACCCUCGAAGUCACCAAACUCGCUAAAGAAUGCUUUGUCGCCAAUACGCACCGCAAAAAUGCAAAACACAGGACCACGUGUGCGUAGCGCCUCCACAGGACGUGACAAAAAAUCGGAGCUGCAAGCACGUUAUUGGGCACUGUUGUUUGGCAAUUUACAACGUGCCGUCAAUGAAAUCUAUCAGACAGUUGAGUGUUGUGAGAAUAUUUCUUGGUGCCAAGAGGCGAUUUUAGUGCUUGAGAAUUAUGUGCGCGAUUUUAAAGCGUUGAGUGAGUGGUUUAAAGUUUCGUGGGAUUAUGAAUCACGCCCAUUGCAGCAACGGCCACAAUCGCUUGCAUGGGAAGUGCGUAAGAGCAAUCCGGCACCGCGUGUGCGCGCUAAAAGUCUAACCAGUCCUACAAUGUCGGGUAAAUCAAGUCCAUCUGCAUGUCCGUGUACGUCGGGAAAGUCAUCACCCUGUUGUGGUGAUAACGCGUCUCCGCGUAAAAGCUUACGUGCCUGUGAUCCACUACCAAAAGGCGCUAUGCGUGUUAAUGUGCGUGAGUUAUUUGCCACAAGCAAAGGCAGAGCGUGUAAUGAGCGUACAGCAGAUACGGCAGAACAAAAGAAAUGCGCAGACGCGCAGCCGGUGCAACAUGUAGAAGCCGAGCCAAUGAAUUUGCUUAAUAGAAGCCAUCAGUAUGCGCAAACAGAUCUGGAAGAUGAUCAUUUGACUUUGGCGGAUAUAAGAAUAAAGCUUCAAAGAGAAGCUGAAGAGCGGCAAAUGGCAGAGCAGGCGGAACAGGAACGUUUGCGGCAGGAGGAAGAGUGUGAAAGGCAGCGCCAAGAAGAUGAAGCGCAACGUGAACGGGAACGUCAAUUGGCCGAACAGGAGAAACUUGAAGAACAACAAAAACAACAAUUGGCAGAUAAAAUCAAAAAGGAAAGUGAAAAAAAUGUGGAGCAAACUUCAGAAAUUACUAAUGCAAACGCCAGCAAGCAAGAUAACGGUGUAUUAAAUGGUAAUGAUUCGAGUGGUACAGAUGCCGACGAUCCUCAUUUUGCCAUGAAUCGCGAACCAACCGCACUGGAAAUGACGGUGCAAAAAUUAAAUCAAAUGGAAAAUGAAAUUUUGGCAAAAGAUGCCAAUAAAAUGCCGACACCACCCACGACUGAACUGCGAAAAGUGGAACCAAUAGCCGACGUUAAACCAAAUCUCGCGACUUCAACUGACAAUUCCAAGAAAGCGCCCACCACUGCGUCGACGCAAAAUGGUGCUCUAAAAUAUUCCAGUGUUUUGAAUCGUCCAGCUACAAUGCGUCCAGCGAAUGCGAAUGCAACAAAACCUUCGAUCACAGCACGUCCUUUAGCCAACGCAACGGCUGCGAAUAAAACCGUGCCAACGCAGAAAACUAUAACCAACACCAGCUUGCGGCGCUCGGCUACCACAGCUUCAGUGACAAAGGUACCGCCUUCACGCUUAUCAGCAGGCGGUGCGAGCGCACGUUAUAUGACACCGCGUCCAUCCAGUAAAACCGAACACUAUGGUCCACCCACACAUGUCGCCUCCCGGUUGUCGGCGCGUUCACGCACCAUGAUUGAGAUGCAACCCAAGGAGCAGAAGCCACGCUCAGGCCAACCCACACAGCCACAAAGGUACUCACAAACAGCGGUGUCUUCACGCAAAUCCUCACGCGAAGACAUCGGUAGCUCGAGCUCCACGCUUAAAGCAAGCACUGAACUCAUAAACUCCUCCAGAAGCAGUCUAUCACAUGCGCCUGCUGUACAUAUAGACGAACGUCGUUCGGAGCCGAAGCAAUUGCCAUCGGACGCCAACGAUGGUUGGUUGACAGUGAAGAAUCGGCGUCGCUCCAGCAUGCAUUGGGCCAAUCGGUUUAAUCAGCCGACCGGUUAUGCAAGUCUUCCCACUUUGGCGCUUUUCAAUGAACAGUUGGCCGAAAAUGAGGAGCAUCAGCGCAGCAAAAAAGUUGCUGUGAAGAAGGGUGCCACGCUCGAAAACAAUAAUAACACAAAUAAAGCGCAGCCGAGUGCCAAGCAGCCAAAGGCGCUGAAAGCACAAAAAAGUGUAGACAAACCGUUGAAAUGUGCGACACGUCCGGAGAUAAAGAAUGCCAAGGCCAAGGUCAAUUCAUUGCCAACACAACGCAAGAAUGCGGCGGCUGCUCCUGUUUCACAACAGAGCGCUGGAGCUAUGAAUGGCGCCAGUUCGGCACGCGCAGCAAAUGUGCCAACACGCGAGGCCAUCAUCAAGCGUCAGAAGUCUGAUUUGACGGGGCUGAAAAUGACGUCGCUGCAUAAGGAAUACAUGCGUAGCGAGAAGUAUGCACAACGCAAGCAGAAUGGUAGAGCCGGUUCGUUGGAGAGCUCUGCGGCCAACUCGACAGAGACCGUUGUGGAUGCAAAUGAUGAUCCAGCCAACAAAGAAGCCACUGCCGAUAAUGCCGAGUCCGCUGAGCAGCAUAAAAUUGACAUAAAAAUCCAAACAAAUCGUGAUUUCUCCAAAACCAUUGGCGAUCUCUAUGAGAGCAUUGCACAAACCGCCAAAGCGGCCAAUUUUGGUGUCGGCAGCAUAGACAACACAUGCGGCGCUGGCAAACUCUCCAGUUGUGAUGAGAGCGAAGAGACUUUCGCCAGCGAAACGGAUUGUGAUGAAGAUCAGCGCAUGCUCGUCGAGGAGCAAGAAUCGUUGGAGCGUCAGAUACGUGAGUUGGAGAACACUGAAAUCGAUGUGGACACCGAAACCGAUGAGACGGAUGGGGAGGUGGCAUUGGAUCACGAACAUGAUUGUAAUGACACAGUAGAUCGUUUGCUCGAUGAUGCCUCCUCGAUUGCUUUUCUACCCGCUGGUGAGGAUGGCAUGGAUUCGAAUCUCAGUUUGGAAAUGCGCUAUCACGCGCUGCUCUCAGAAAUGUCGCGCGUUGAGCGUGAGGAAGCUUUGGCCACGCUGCAAGCAUAUGUGGCGCGGCAUCCAGGACGCGCGCAGGAGUUGCAUCAGAAACUCUCCUCCCCCUCAAGGCGUCGCUCACUGCAGGAAACGCUGAAGAAAUACCAAGCGAAGCAUACGCGCGCGCAACAAAAACGCGAGCAAGUGCAGAAAGAGAAAACCAUAAAAAUACAACAACUAUUGGCGCGCGUUGAAGACGUGAAAGCGGCCAAGCGCCAGCUGAUCGAAGAUAAGCGGCUUAAAAUGGAGGAUAAAAUGCAGCGCGCCGCCGAGAAUCGCGAACAAUAUUUGCGUCAGAUAGUGGAGAAGGCGCACGAUGAGGAGAAGAAGUUGAAAGAGAUCAAUUUCAUUAAAAAUAUCGAAGCGCAGAACAAACGCUUGGAUCUGCUCGAGUCCUCUAAGGACGCCGAAGGCCGCUUGCAAGAUUUGGAGCAGGAGCGCCAAAAGCGCUUGGAAGAGAAGGCGGCGCGCGAGGCUGCCGUAGAGCGCCGGCGCCAAGAGUUGGAGAAAGAGCGCCAACGCAAGCUGGAGAAAAUGAAUGAGACGCGCUUGGAGAAGGAGCAGCGCAUUGGCAAGAUGCAAGAGCAAAAGGAGCGUCAGCGGCAGGCGUUGGCGCGUGAGAAGGCGCGCGAUCGCGAAGAGCGCUUGCUGGCGCGUCAAACACAACAACAGCAGACCACUGAGGAAUUGCAGCGCAAGAUACUACAGAAACAGCAGGACUCGGCGCGCCGGCACGAGGAGAAUAUCGAGCAUAUACGACAGCGCGCGCUCGAAUUGACGCUGCCCACGCGCAAUGUCGAUGAGAAUGGCGUGCAGCGCAAUGAGAAUGGUGAGGUUAUAACAGAGGAUGGCGAUCUCUCCUCAACCGUGUCGGAUGUGGGCAGUCGCGAGCACACGCGCGGCUACAAGAAGAAAAUCAAAAAGCUCAAACAACGCAUGGCGCAGAGCGCCGAGGAGUACAUGAAGGAACAACAACCGGUGCCAUUGCACAUGAAGCGCGAGAGUCAAGUGCCGAAAUAUUUGAAUCUCGUGAGCAAAGGUGGCGGCUCACAGGGUUUGGAGCGCGCUGUCGGCCAACUGUUGCGCCUCAUGAGUAAGGCGCAAGUGUUCGAUUUUCAGUGCUUCCUUCUGAUGGAUGGACUCGGUGUCAUCACCACAAAUGUGAUUAGUAAAAGUAUGGAGGAGAAUAAUGAUAUUCCAAAGCGCGCUGUUGUGCUCGCUGUGCAAUUAUACCGUAACGCCUGUACGCUUUGUCCACAAAUUGCGCGUCACGCCAUACUUGGUAAUACGUUGAGCGCGUUAUUCGAUGUACUAUUCCAGAGUUUGCAGCUUCCCGAAGAAAAAUCACCGCAACAUCCUGUUGAGUUGUCCACGGAGCUAAUGCUCGCCUGUACCGUAGCCAUGUCGCCGUCCUACACGAAGAAGCACACCCACCCGAAAGUGUUGGAACGCCUACCGGAUCUGAUAAGCUAUGCCGUUAUCAUUGGGCUCAUUGAAAUCCUGUCGCGGCGCUGCAUGAAGAUACGCGAGUGCAUCGAAAGUCAUCAAAGCGUGGUGCUCUCAUUGCUGGCCACGCUCGGCUUCCUCACGCGUUUCAUUGACGUCUGUCCACCAGGACCCACAGAUGCGACGCGUUUCCUGAGCGCUGCCAAAUCCACGGAACUUUUCGGUUCGGUCUCGAUGCUCUACGCGUGCGUGCUGCCAAUCGGUGAAUGCAUUCCGCCGCGCACAGUUUCUUUGGCGGCAGCCACUUUCAAUCUACUGGUCUCCAUGGCAGUGCUGGACUUGCCGACGUUCCAAGACGUCAUGUCUGGUGAAACACUAUCACUCAAAUUCCUCGACGUGGUCACCAUUUUGCUCAAAUAUUGUGGCAACAACUGUUCGGCGGCCAAGAAUACCGAAACACAAGCUGUGAUCAUCGAUCUCAUUGCGACCAUAGGUUUCCUCUGUGCCAACAACAAGAAGAAUCAGGAUCUACUCACUUCAGAGCAAUGUUCCAUUAUAAUUAAGAGCUUAACCAAAUUACCUGAACACUUGAAUGUGGUCGUUUACCCUUGCUUAGUCACAAUAACGUUCCAAAAUGAGAAUGCUCGCAAUGUGAUAGCACGUGAUUUUAAUUUAGAAUUCCUGGAUGAAUACAGCAAAUCAGAGAAGGCCAAGAAGAAUCAUCUAAUCGCUUUGCUCAAAGAGAAGACCUAAAUGUAUGCAGCGAAGAAUAUUUCAAAGAUAAGCUCAGCGCUUAUCGCAGGUUGAAAAUAUGAAAAUACUUGAAAUGGCACACGCCAGGUGUCAUUUGUGGCAUAAGAAACGAACAAUUACUGCCUUUUGCAACUAACAAUGCAACAUUUGCACACACAAUUGCAUAUUUGUAACAGUAAAUAACAAACAACUAGCGUUACUUACAAAUAUACUUAACAGAAAAAAAGAAA